GUGAGGCGGCGGGGCCGGCGGCUGCUCCUGCCCUCCGCGCGGCCCGGGCCGGGCAUGGAAGUGGAGAAGAUGGAUGAGAAUGAAUGGAAGUACCACGGGGAAGGCAACCAGAGCCUCGUCGUCUCACACUGCCAGCGCUGUGUGGUGCUACGGUUCCUGAAGUCCCCUCCCAACCAGAACAAGACUCCAGAGGAAAUACUACAGCAUCUGCAAAACAUCGUGGACUUUGGAAAACAUGUGAUGAAGCAGUUCUUUGGGGAGAACUAUGUUCACCAUGGGGAAAUUAUUCAACUGCCUUUAGACUUUGUAAGGCAGCUCUGUUUGAAAAUCCAGCCAGAGAGGCCAGAGUGUCGCUGUGACAAGGACAUGGACACGCUCAGCGGUUACGCCAUGUGCCUUCCCAACCUGACGCGGCUGCAGCCCUUCCGCUUCGCCGAGCACCGGCCCAUCCUGUGCAUCGAGAUCAAGCCAAAGUGUGGCUUCAUUCCCUUUUCCAGCCAUGUUUCACAGGAGAUAAAGCACAAGGUGUGUCGUUACUGUAUGCAUCAGCAUCUAAAGGUAGCCAAUGGAAAAUGGAAACGACCAAGUAAAUAUUGCCCGUUGGAUCUCUUCUCAGGAAAUAAACAAAGAAUGCACUUUGCUUUGAAGAGCUUAUUACAGGAGGCACAGAACAACCUGAAAAUAUUUAAGAAUGGGGAGCUAAUUUAUGGCUGUAAGGAUGACCAGGACUGUGUGUGUGACUGGAAUGACCUUGCUCGUCACCUCAAGCCUUUCUUUUUCCCGUGCAAUGGGCUGGCCAGCGGCCCCCAGUGCACCAGGACCGUGGUGAAGGAGCUGAUCCACGUCAUCACCAUGGCCCUGCUGAGCAGCACCGACUCCUGCAGGGCAGGGGACAUGAAAACAGUUCCCAUCUCACAGGGGAGGAGCUACUGUGAAGCAAGUGCUUUUAAUAAGGAGCUAGUAAGGAAUGGUAAACAUAAGUUGGAAAGCUCUGGUUUACCGAGGGGUUGUCUCCUUUAUAAAACCCUUCAGGCUCAGAUGCUUGACAUGCUGGAUAUUGAAGGACUCUAUCCUUUGUACAGUAGAGUUGAGCAGUACUUGGAGGAAUUUCCUGAGGAGAGAAGUACAUUGCAGAUAGAUGGACCUUACAAUGAGGCGUUCUAUGAGAAGCUGCUGGACCUUUCCCUGGAAGAUGAUGGGACAGUGGCAUUUGCAUUAACAAAGGUGCAGCAGUACAGAAUAGCAAUGACUGCUAAGGACUGCUCCAUCAUGAUUGCCCUUUCCCCCUGCUUGCAAGAUGAAUGCUCUGAGCAAAGACCUGUGGUACUGACAUCCAAAUCCAGAUUCACCUUCUCUGUUUCUGUGCUGGACCUGGACCUGAAGCCCUAUGAAAGCAUCCCCCACCAGUACAAACUCGAUGGAGAAAUAGUCAAUUAUUACCUGAAAAAUGUACAGGCCAAAGAGGACCCAGUUAUGUCCAACCUCUUCAAGGAGAAUGAAGACUGCACAUUAGUUCUCCAUAAAGUGUAACCGUUCCCUUAAGGUUAUUUUUAUUCAAACACAUGAGAAAGUGAAAGAUUAUUGGAAUACAGUUAUGGUGAUUUUUUUUCCCCUUUUCUGUUGUGUUCAGUGCAUUUUUCAGCUGUGAAUGUUUUUGCUUUAUGAAAUGAUUUCUAAUGGGUAAUGCCUUCUCAGAGAGCUGGGAUAGCACUAAGCCACAUGUUUGCUAGAUAACCUUAAUGAAUGUAUUUAAUGUGACAGAACAGGUAAUGUGCCAUACCUUGGAACUAGAGGACAGAUCAAAUUAAUAUGGAAAGUCUACUUCCUUAGAAUUGAAAGAGCACAGAAUGAAAGGUUUCCUCAAGUAUUGCACUAACAUAGAAAGCCUAAUUACUAACAAGAGAAUUACCUUGGACCCUGUGCUUUGAGUGUCCCUCAUCCCCACUAAAGGAGGGAAUGCUCUGGCACAGCCUGUACAACACUUCAGCAUUAAUCCACUGGAAAUGCAACCAUGCAGAGGCUGCUCUGGAACUGCCCUGGCACUGCAGAACAUUUCAGUACUAAUGCAUGCACUAGGAACACCAGGCUGCCUCCAGGAGCUGUGAUCACCUUGUAUCGACCUAAAGCUUCUGAAACAAAGUGCAAAGGGUUAAGGUAAGCAACCUUGAGUUUUACAUGAUAGUUGGGCUUAACUCACCUGCCAUGCUGGUUUUUAUUGUCUCUAUACAUGAUAUGCUGCUAUUGGAGGUGAAACCACAGCUUGCUCUUGCCUGAUUUAAACUGAGCUCUAAGAAGAAUAUGUUCUGAGUUUUACAGGUCAUUUCAGGUCCUUCAGAUUGUGUCAAACAUUGGCACUAUUACACUGAUGCCCCACACACUGCCUAGCCUGAGCAGCUGCUUUCAGGCUCCUUUGCUGGAAUGACACAGGAAAAAGGUGACAGAACCCCAUUUUCUUCCCUGCAGUGGGUCAGCCUUGUGCCAGUGCUGCAGAUGAGCAGUGCUCUGUGCAGCUCAAGGCUGGGGAGCUGCUGCAGCAAAGCCAUCCUUGGGGCAGAUCCUGAGCUGGAACUGAAGGGUAGGUCCAAACCUGAGGCUGCAAUGAUAAAAUCUGCAGCUCUGUUUCCCUCAAGGGUCACAGCCCCAGUGAACAGCUCUGACCUGGAUACACCCUGUGCUCACCAGCAAUGGUGUUCAGGGUCCUAAAAACAGAUUUAUAUUGGGAUCCAACUGUAACCUUUGAAUUGUUCCGCUUUACCUGAAAUUCAAAAAUAGGACCCCUGGACCUUGGCACAACUCAAGAAAGAAAAGUGAAACACAGAGCCACCACUGUCCCUGUGCCAGAGAGCUGAGCUGGCAGUGCUGGCACCCAGUGCCAGGAGCCCUUCUGGGGCAGGGCCUGAGCUGUGAGACUCCAACAGUGCAAUGGGCAGGAAUAACCCCUUCUUCCCAAAGAAAACCUGGAGGAGGAGAGCUCCUUACAAAUCCAGAAACCCUCCAGCUAUUAGAAAGAGGAGGAAGGAAGGACCCUGCACAGCUGGGAAGUUUCCAGGUUUUUAUGCUGUAACUUUACACACAAUUCAUAUGCAAACAGCAGUGUCUGUGCUGAGCAAACAGUUUCAUUUUCAGGCCAGGAGGAGGGAGCUAAAGAUGAACUGAAGGUUACACAAAACUGGCUCAACCAGUUCCAUGGCAGUGGAGAAGUAGGAAGGAAUUUUGCCUGAGUACUGGAUUCCAAACUUGAAAUGAGCCUGCCUUAUCUGACAUGAUAGAGCUGCAAUUCAUCAAAGCCCCAUCUCUGGUGUUGAUCUGGUCUGUCAGUUCCUCCUAACCUACCAGAACAGUGGGACACCAUUUCAGUGAUCAAAUAGUGGAUGAUUACAUUUAUGGGAUUAGAAACACACUGUUGCUUUAGUUCAGAGUUCACCUCUUUCCCCAUUGCUGCAUGGGGUGGGUGGUUGUGCUCCAGCAGCUCUGGCCUUGGAAAGGAGGGCCUGGAGCUGCUGGGUUGGGCUCUUGUUCCAGGAACUGUUCCUCCCCACCUGAGAAGUUCCUGACUUCAGUCCCAUCACUCUGGCUGGGUGCAGUGCUAGUGCAGAGCAGGAACUCCUGCAAACACUGAGAGUUCCCAGAUGGGCUCAUGGCACAUCUGAUGGAAGUGAAGGGAGAGGCAAGGCAUUUGUCUCAUCUGUUUUAUUUCUUCAGGGGUGAAUGUGUGAGAGGUGAUGCUUUGGUAAUGUGUUGUCAGGAUUUCCUCCUGCAAUCAGAGAUGCAAAGGAAGGGCUGCAGGGAGCAAGGGGUGACUGGCUCACCUGUUCCCAGGGCUGGCAUGGGCCCCUCUGGGUUAGAUUGAUGCUGUCUCAACACACAUUGUGGAACAAAGUUACUUCAUACAGUUACCUUCGGGUUUUUUAGCACUGUAUGUCUUUGAAACCUUCAAGUUGUCUUCUUCCACCCUAAUUUAAUGAGAAAGCUGUUUAACUCUUUGUUCUAGGAGUCUCUUACUGUUCUUUUGUCAUUUUAAAAUCACUGUACUUUUACAGAGCUGUGAAAUGAAUUGGAUUUUUAUGGACUUGAUUUUGACAGUGCAUGAUCUUUUAACAAUUUCCAGGUAUCUAGAAAAUGUUAAGAAGAUAAACCACUCUGGUACAUUAAUGAUUCAGAAAGAUAAAUUUAUAAUGAAAUCACUCUGUACAUGUAACUAUUUUAUUUGGCAUUUUUGUAUUUAAAUGGCUGUAUUUAUUUUCAUGUCAUGACAAUUUAUAUAUAACGUGCCAUAAUUGUACAGAUAGCAUGUUUUAUGAGU
This is a messenger RNA of Melospiza georgiana, 4303 nucleotides long. RefSeq names its product inositol-pentakisphosphate 2-kinase (gene IPPK). Gene Ontology annotation, molecular function: inositol-1,3,4,5,6-pentakisphosphate 2-kinase activity; ATP binding. The transcript is spliced from 13 exons. Gene Ontology annotation, biological process: inositol phosphate biosynthetic process. The coding region runs from base 55 to 1530 and encodes 491 amino acids. Gene Ontology annotation, cellular component: nucleus. Lineage: Eukaryota; Metazoa; Chordata; Aves; Passeriformes; Passerellidae. The record is from RefSeq and is a predicted model, not a curated record.